Molecule: messenger RNA, 871 nt
Organism: Galdieria sulphuraria
Lineage: Eukaryota; Rhodophyta; Bangiophyceae; Galdieriales; Galdieriaceae
Product: V-type H+-transporting ATPase subunit e
Exons: 2
Coding region: 56-724 (222 amino acids)
Biological process (GO): proton transmembrane transport
Cellular component (GO): proton-transporting two-sector ATPase complex, catalytic domain
Molecular function (GO): proton-transporting ATPase activity, rotational mechanism
Source: RefSeq, a predicted model, not a curated record
UCAUCUAUCGCAUUUCUCUUUUGGGAAAGAAUUGUUUGAUUCACCAAACCAACAGAUGAACGACUCACAAGUUCGACAGCAAGUUCAGCAGAUGGUGUCUUUUAUUAGACAAGAAGCUGAAGAAAAGGCAAACGAAAUACGUGUCAAGGCAGAAGAAGAAUUCAACGCCCGAAAACUGAGUGCAGUGGAAGCUGCAAAAACACAAAUCCGUUCCGAAUACGAGAAGAAGUUCAAGCAAAUCGAAUCUAAACUAAAAGUUGCCUAUUCUACUCAGUUGAACGCCUCCAGACUAGAAAUAUUGAAACAGAGGGAAGACAUCUUGAGGGAAAUAUAUGAAGGUGUUGAGAGAGAACUCUCAAAGGCUAGGGGGGACAAAGAAAGUUAUAAAAAACUACUUGAAAAACUUCUCAAGCAGUCUUUUCUUACCCUGGACGACGCAGAUGUAUCCAUAACCAGUAACGAAGAAGACUUGAGUUUGGUGGAGAGUGCAACCAAAAAAGCUCUUGAAGGUGGUUUAAAGACAAGUGGCGGUCAACAAGUGAAAGCAGAGAUAGAUAGAGAAAGCUUUCUUCCUAAAACCAGCAUAGGGGGAGUCAUCGUUUCCAGUCACGGAGGGAAGAUAGUUUGUAAUAAUACUCUCGAAGCAAGAUUAGAAACAGCUUAUCAACAGAAUCUUCCACAGCUCCGUGACUUGCUCUUCGGUGACAGCGAAUUGUGGAAAUAAUCUAUAUUUUAGCGUUUUCCCAAGUUUAUCUUCCAAAUACAGACUUUUCCGUCUUCUCCAACACUUGUGAUAGUUUGACUGGCAGUGUUCCAUACAAAGUCGCGUACCACAUCCUGAUGUCCUUUGUUUAGGGAUACAAAAGGUACU